Molecule: messenger RNA, 1575 nt
Organism: Tarenaya hassleriana
Lineage: Eukaryota; Viridiplantae; Streptophyta; Magnoliopsida; Brassicales; Cleomaceae
Exons: 11
Coding region: 124-1575 (483 amino acids)
Source: RefSeq, a predicted model, not a curated record
CUCUCUACCCUUCAAGACGAGGGAGAGAGAAAAAGAGAGACGAAGACCGACCGGUAAAAUUCUCUCUCUCUCUCCUCUUUUCUUCUUCCUCUUCAUGGGCUCUACUCGCAGCAGAUCCUCAGAAUGUCUGAUCCGGAUUCCGCUCCUUCCACCUCUUCGUUCUCCAUUUCCGACGCCGAGGUUUCAAGGGCGGUGGUUCCUUCGUCUUCGUCUUCACCCACGUCAUCCUCUUCCUCUUCCUCUUCUUCUUCUUCUUCGGGUAUUGAAGAAGAAGAGAGGUUUCAACUUCAGAAUCCGGACCUGGGUUAUCGGUAUAUCGGAAUUCUGAAUCGGGGUGAUGUUGCGGCGCUUGGCGAUGCAUCUGCCGGUGCUGACGAAGAGAGCUUCUCCUGCUUCGCUGUGGUCCUCACUUUCUGGUUCUUUGUGGCUAUGACCUUGAUUUUGGGUGUCUAUGGUUCAAAGAACACGUGGAUUGGUCCGAAUUCUUCUGUUCUCGUCGACCUGAAUCCCUUCUUUGUCCAAAGCAUAAAGGUGAAUCAACUGGAUGAUAUGAAACCUGGGCUGAAGUUAUUUGGGUUCUAUAGAUCUCCUUCUCUUGAUGUCAUAGAGACUUGGUCAGAAACUCACCUUUUAUCUCUCUCCGCCGGUUCUCACAAGGGGUGGGCAUACUAUCUGAACCAGGGAACUUGUUUAAAUAUUUCAUACAAUGUCAAAUCACAAGAUUCCUCAGUUCUGCUUGUAAUUGCUCAAGGAGCUGAAGGUUUUUCUCGGUGGUUAGAGGACCCUGCAUUUCCUAACACCACUUUAUCAUGGAAUCUCAUCCAUGGGAGUGGUAUGGUUGAAAUGAAGGUACCCAGAUCUUCAAGUUAUUAUGUUGCUGUGGAUAACUUGAACAGUAUGGACGUAAAGGUGGAAUUGGAUAUUGGUAUAAGGGCUUUCUUGUAUGAUACUACAGAAUCAUUCUACAUGUGUACCUUUGGCGAUGGCGAGUGCUCAUUCGAUGUCAUGUUUCCUCGUGGAAAUUCUUUUGUGUUGACCUCGCCAGCUCUGGAAGAGGAAACAUCUACUGAAGAAUGGUAUGUUAGGUUUUCCUAUCAACCCAGAUGGAUAACAUAUAUAACCGGAACAGUUCUUAUGAGUGGACUCAUGUUGGUGGCAUUGAAAUACCGGCAAUGGUCCCAGUGCAUAAGGGGGGAAGAUGGAAGGAAUUCGGAUCAAGAAGAAUCUCAAAGAAGAGAAGCCCUGCUUUCAAACAAAGAUGAUGAUGGAGGCGGAAGCACUUGUUCUUCUUAUGAAUCCAUUUCCAAUGAUGAGGAUGCUGAUUUGGAAGAGCUCUUGGCAAUGGAGGGUGAAACCAGCAGUGGCGGUAACACCAGACGCCUUUGCGCCAUUUGUUUUGAUGCUCCGAGAGAUUGUUUCUUCCUACCCUGUGGCCAUUGCGUCUCUUGUUUCCAUUGCGGAACUCGGUACGUGCUUUUUCCUCGUGAGACGACACAUCUAAAGUCAGAUCUAAGAGAGGCUCACCCAAAGGAAUCGGAGAUUCCGUGGUUGAAAUCGAGAAUGGAGAGAUCGUGA